Messenger RNA from Anthostomella pinea, 672 nucleotides. The record is from the annotation of a GenBank genome assembly. NCBI's taxonomy places the organism in Eukaryota, Fungi, Ascomycota, Sordariomycetes, Xylariales, Xylariaceae.
AUGUCGCAGGUUACCCCCGAAGUCCUCUGGGCCCAGCGCUCCUCCAACACGGACCCGGAGAAGAACUUCAUCUACCUCACCAUCUCGGUUCCCGAUGUUCCCAAGGAGAACAUCAAGCUCGACCUGAAGGACACCACGCUGACCUUCCACGGCCACUCCGAUAGCCUCAAGCGAACCUACCACCUUGAGAUCACUUUCUACGGCGAGAUCGACCCCGCCGAGAGCAAGAUCCACCACACCUCGCGCAAUGUCGAGUUCAAGCUGCGCAAGAAGGAGCUCGACGAGAACUUCUGGCCCCGUCUCCUGAAGGAGCCCAAGAAGGUUCAGUUCCUCAAGACCGACUUCGACAAGUGGGUCGAUGAGGACGAGCAGAACGAGGCUCCCGAGGAGGACAUGUCGCAGUUCGGUGGCAUGGGAGGCAUGCCUGGAAUGGGUGGCAUGGGCGGAAUGGAAGGAAUGGGAGGCAUGGGUGGCAUGCCUGGAAUGGGUGGAAUGGGCGGUGGCGACUUUGGUGGCAUCGACUUCUCGAAGCUCGGCGGCGCUGGUGGCCCUGGCGGCCUUGGUGGCAUGGGCGAGGAGGAGGAUGACGACGACGAAGACUCGGACGACAUGCCCGCGCUCGAGGGCGAGGAAGAGGCCGAUGACAAGGACACUGGCAAGAAGCCCGCGUAG